AUGCAGCCGCUUGGCAGCGUGGGCUUGUGGCACCACAACGUCACUUUCGCUCAAGUCCGGCGCGCACCGCCCGCCUGUCCCUUAGGCUUCGUCAGUGCCCUGGUCGACUUCAACCAGUUCAAUGUUAAGGAAAACGCUUUCAGAUAUCUCUCCCGUGCCGCCAGCGUGGAACGAUACUAUCAUGCGAGUCCCGAGCCCCGUAUUGUCGAUGUGGAUCUAUGUGUGUGGGCCGCGUCUUCGCCUUCGCUUCGUCUAUUGUAUCUGCGCGUCGGACACCCGGCGAGGGUCUGGAGGGGCCCAUCCAGCCAGAAAUUCGAGGGUGGCUAUCGGGGUGUGUGGGAUGUCAUGUCAGGUGGGCCGCGCCGAGUCGAUGGCUGGCGGACGGACGACGGACGAGCCGUCUCCCCGCGCCCGUCCUUCUGUAUGCGACUCCUCAUUGAAGAAGGCCUCGAGUCGUCGAGUCCUUCGACGCGCGGGGUCGAGGAUCCCUCGGAGCGGGGCUUCGCGGCGAGGCAGGAGGUGGGCUUUUCGGGGACGGGCUGACCUCAUGAUCCAGUGCAGGACAUGCCGUGCUGGCCACGCAGAAUGAAGAGGUGGACCUGGCGGUGAGUAGGCGUGCGCGGCGUCGACGAGGGGGCAGGUGGGCAGGUCUCAGCUGAGUCGACGGUACGUACAUCGUAUAGCCGCCCGCUCUCGUGGCCACCGCAGGCUGGGCUUCUUGCUGGGGCACAAAGCGCUCACAUGCGAUGGCGUAGUUGCAUGAUCGAUCCGACACAAGCUACUUAGCCUCGAGGGGGCACAGUCGACUCGUGGCCCCCGGACCGAUGCGCAACGAGUGUGAACAUGCCUCAAAGCCUAUCCUGGUCGAUCGGGCCCACCAGGAGGAACAACGCCUUGAUGUCAUCUACUGACAAUGCUGAUGCCGACGUCAGCAUGGGUAGUAAAGACUAGGUACGUGUGUGUCAUGGGUCAUGAGCACCCUGAGGACGACACGAUCCAAAGUGUCGUGCUGGUCUCGGGGAAACAUUGAAGAGAGUGGAGAUCUGCGGAGAGCGGGACACGGAGCUCAGUCGACCGUCUACAAUGGCGAACGACUGAAUUACGGCCAAAUUCAUACAGGGUCUUGCAUAAUUUUCGAGAGAGUUGCAUCGGAGAAAAACCGGGUUCCUGAACCAAGACUUGCCUAACUGGGCACCAUGGGCCGGGAUGAUCGGCAAAACCUUGUCACACUCUCAUGGCUCAGGGCUAUUGCUUUGAGCACAUUGUGUGCUCACCUUUUUGUAGUACUUUAUUCAACUUUACCAUGUCUACACCUAUUCAUUAUUGAAUUUGAGAGCUAAUUAUUGACUGGC
Messenger RNA from Heterobasidion irregulare TC 32-1, 1352 nucleotides. RefSeq lists its product as uncharacterized. The transcript has 4 exons. The record is from RefSeq and is a predicted model, not a curated record. Lineage: Eukaryota; Fungi; Basidiomycota; Agaricomycetes; Russulales; Bondarzewiaceae. The coding region runs from base 1 to 543 and encodes 180 amino acids.